Molecule: messenger RNA, 1420 nt
Organism: Saprolegnia parasitica CBS 223.65
Lineage: Eukaryota; Oomycota; Saprolegniomycetes; Saprolegniales; Saprolegniaceae
Product: CAMK/CAMK1 protein kinase
Exons: 5
Coding region: 317-1336 (339 amino acids)
Biological process (GO): protein phosphorylation
Molecular function (GO): ATP binding; protein kinase activity
Source: RefSeq, a predicted model, not a curated record
CCAUUUUCCCGAGACGAUGGGAGCGAUGCAUGGAGCAUCGUGAUCGGCCUGUCGAGUCGACGCCAUGGCGACGCAGCCGCGCCCAAGAUGUGGGAUGGGUGGUCGUCCCUCGGUUUUGGGGCGCAGGUAUAGACGACAAAUAUUUUCAGCAGCGUCCGCGCAUCGGAUUGGCUGCACUUAUGCUUCUUCGCGUUUGAUUGGUGGAAAUGCUCCGGCCCGCGGAAGGUUGGGUUUAAUUGCUUUGCAUGUCAAGGUAGACAUCGCAAGCAGCCCUACACGUCGCUACUACCGCAGAAGACGUCGUAUCUGAAGCAAGAUGACGGCCCCCGCGUUCCAUGCCCCCCCGCUCUCGGCGUUCUUCCGGAAGGAGGAAGAGCUCCUCGUGACGCAUGGCCUCGCGGACGUGCACACGCCCGCCAUGUUCCACCACUGGUUCGAGAUCGGCGAGCUUAUCGGACGAGGCAGCGUCUCCAUGGUGUACGCCUGCCGCCACAAGACCUCCAACGAGCAGUUCGCCGUCAAGGUCAUCAACAAGCAGCUCUGCCUGAAGAAGAAGAGCCUCCGCGACGAGAUCGCGGUCCUGAUGCGAGUGAAGCAUCCCAACAUCAUUAGCCUCGAGGCGGUCUAUGAGAGCGACACGGAGCUCUACCUCGUCAUGGAGCGGGCGACGGGCGGCGAGCUCUUUGACCGCAUCGUCCAAGUCGGUGUCUACUCGGAGCGCCAAGCGACCGAGAUCGUCGCGAACCUCCUCCUCGCGAUCGAGUACCUCCACGACCACAACAUCUUGCAUCGGGACAUCAAGCCCGAGAACCUCCUCUUGGCGACGAGCGACAGCCGCCAUGACAUCAAGAUCAGCGACUUUGGUAUCGCCAAAAUCCUCGAAGACGAAGACGACGAUAUGACCGGGUACGGUCGUGCCAACGUCCGCGGCCGCGCGUACACGAGCUGCGGCACCGACUACUACGUCGCGCCAGAGGUGCUCAACGACAAUGGCUACGACAGCAAGGUGGACCUCUGGAGCCUCGGCGUCGUCGUGUACAUCAUGCUCUGCGGGUUCCCGCCGUUCACCGAGGACGAGACGGGCAUGGAGUCGGUGUACCGGAAGAUCACGUCGGGCAUCCUCGAGUUCCCCGACCCGUACUGGACCAACGUCUCGGAGCUCGCCAAGUCGUUCUUGCGCAACCUCCUCAACGUCGACCCGGUCCAGCGCUUUAGCGCCGAGCAAGCGCUCGAGCACCCGUGGAUCCGCGCGCGCACCAUGUCGGCGAGCCAAGAACCGCUCGACUCGGCAAUACACGAGAUGCGCCGCUUCAACCAGAAGCGUCGGUUCAGCUAGGCUGCGUUGAUUGGAUUGUCGUGUUUGAGAAUAUACAUUUACCCGGCCUCGCGUAGCCACUCGAACACUUGUCGCCGCAUGGCC